GCGAGGGGUGCCCGCUGACACCGGGAACCGGGGGGUCCCCAAAGCCCCGCCCGCCGUGGGAUGCCCCGGGCUGGGUGACCCCCGUCUCGUCGCCCGCCCUUCGCUGGCAACCGCUUUGCAUCUGCACCGCAAGGAACCGGACGCCGCUGCUCGGAUGAAUGCCACGAGCGCUAACACGAUUACCUCUGCUCUGCAGACGGGAGCCCGAAGCGCUGAGGAUAAGUGGCUUGGCCAAGGUCUGUACGUCCUCGCCAUUGCCUUUGCCCUGGAGGUGUCGGUGGGAAAAACCAACACUGUGAUGGCUCUGAACGGCUCCGACGUCCUGCUGCCCUGCACCUUCACCACCUGCAUUGGCUUCGACAACCUGGUCUUCACCUGGUAUUUCAACUCGACGGAGCUGAUCUACCACGGCAAGAUCAAGAGCAAAACCUCCGAGCCCGUCCUCGUGGGACGCAACCCGCGGGUCGAGUUCGUCGGCUCCACCACCGGGAAGGACAACAACAUCUCCAUCGUCCUGAAGGAUGUGGAGCUCAGCGACGCCGGCAGGUACACCUGCCACGUCCUCAACCCCAAGGAGAAGUUUGCGAGGCACAAUGCCACCAUCUUCCUCACCGUGGUCCAUAAGAUGGAGGAGACGGACAACACCGUGACGCUCAUCAUCGUGGGCGUCGUGGGCGGACUCAUCGGCCUCCUCAUCCUCUUCAUGCUCAUCAAGAGGGUCGUCCUCUUCAUCAUCAAGAAGACACAGGAUGGGAAGAAGGAGUGCCUCGUCAGCUCCUCGGGCAAUGACAACACGGAGAACGGCCUGGCGGGCUCCAAGGCGGAGCAGAAAGCCCCCCCGAAGGCGUGAAGCAGCCCCCCGCCCCGGGGAGGCGAGGUGGGGGCUGACGGGGAGCCUCUCCCUUUUGUUUUCUUUCCAAACUGCCAAUGCUCGAGACAUGUUUCUACUACACACGUGCCUGCAACCUGCGCUGCUUCUCGGAAAAGACUUCGGCUCCCGCGGGGACCGGGGGGGCUUCAGGUGGAUGGGAUGGAGCGAGCUGCCUGCCCUGCCCUGCGCUGGGGCCAGAGGGGCCGGGGGGUGCCGUGCAGUGCCGUGGGUUUGUGCUGGUUCUGCCUGUACUUACAUCCCCUCGUUUGAAGGUGGUGAUGCUUUCAGGGCUGGCUUUCCAAGGCUUCGCUCGUUACGUGGGUACUUUUGUAUUAGACUCCAGUGGGAAAGUGGCUGAGUGCAUUUCCCUUUCCCUCGAGGUAAGCUGUGGGGGGAGCACGAUUGGAUCCUAUGGGAAGAGCAGGGCCAGGGCUGUCCCAUCCCGGCGGGGUGACCCUGGGACGUCGCCGUGCCUGAGUUUCCCCAUCUGUGAAAUAGGGAAAGCAGUGCUGCUCUACCUCACAGGGGUUGCUGUGAGGCUUCUUUGGCUCACUCUUUGUAAAGUGCAUCAGGAUCUCUGGGUGAGGGGUGCUCAGGAAGCCAGAGGGUCCCCGCAGAGGGUUCCAGCACUGUGGAGACUUCGCUGUGCUUCACUUUCCCCAUCUGUAGCACAGGGCUCAGCCCUCAGCUGCCCGCCAGGGGCUCUGCACAGCGCUCCGGGCUCCCAGGGCAGAGGCACACUGCGAAUGCCCCGCGUUACCCCUGUCGCGCAUGAGAGCUUGGGCUGGAGCCGCCCUGAGACCCCCGGCCCCCCCUUGCAGAAAGCCUCCAGGGCAGGAAGGGAUUUUUUUACAGAACUGUUUUUAGCUGUCCUAUAACCCGUCAGCCUUUUUCAGUCGGUAUCUGGACACAGCUCCACCUACCCCAGGAUAUGCAAUGCUGUACUAUGCAUGGAUUAUUCCUCUGGCUUGAUGGAAGAAGUCAACAUAACCCGUGUAUGAAAUGCAGCUCUAUCCAUACGCCUGUAGAUGCAGUGUGGAAUGCAGUGCAGGGCGGGGGGGCUCCGUCAGGGCCCCCUCUCCUGGGGCCUUCCAUGGGCUCUGCAGGAUGAAGGCGCUGCCCGAGGUGCGAGCUGUGACGGACACAUGUGUAUACGCGUAUAUCAACACCUGUAGGAGAUACCUGCAAUAAACACCAGGUGUGCACCA
This is a messenger RNA of Numida meleagris (helmeted guineafowl), 2079 nucleotides long. It is a transcript of the gene SCN4B, whose product is annotated as sodium voltage-gated channel beta subunit 4. Gene Ontology annotation, biological process: regulation of ventricular cardiac muscle cell membrane repolarization; cardiac muscle cell action potential involved in contraction; regulation of sodium ion transmembrane transporter activity. NCBI's taxonomy places the organism in Eukaryota, Metazoa, Chordata, Aves, Galliformes, Numididae. The transcript has 5 exons. The record is from RefSeq and is a predicted model, not a curated record. Gene Ontology annotation, cellular component: membrane; voltage-gated sodium channel complex. Gene Ontology annotation, molecular function: sodium channel regulator activity; transmembrane transporter binding. The coding region runs from base 155 to 850 and encodes 231 amino acids.